Anopheles stephensi (Asian malaria mosquito) is the source of this 1704-nucleotide messenger RNA. RefSeq names its product CCR4-NOT transcription complex subunit 11 (gene Not11). The record is from RefSeq and is a predicted model, not a curated record. Gene Ontology annotation, biological process: mRNA catabolic process; negative regulation of translation. NCBI's taxonomy places the organism in Eukaryota, Metazoa, Arthropoda, Insecta, Diptera, Culicidae. Bases 270 to 1634 code for a protein of 454 amino acids. The transcript has 5 exons. Gene Ontology annotation, cellular component: CCR4-NOT complex.
CGGGCGUUUUGUGGUGGAACCGCUCCCGGAUACCAUGGCAAAGGCCCUUUUUAUAUUUAACGAUUUUUCCUGCUUUAUUUUAGCGUUGCAUUAUUGUUUUCCUUCUGCUUCUUUCGUACUGUCAAAAUGCAGUCAGUUGUGUUGGUGUGUUGGUGGCACGCGUCGGUACGCGCUGUUCCCCGUCGUCAGCUGUGUUGGGGCGAAUUGCACACCCUUGAAAAAACAAAACCGGGGUGAAAACUUUCUCCCUUUAUUUACCAUUUGCAAAGAUGCGUGAAGUGUUCGACCUGUUAACCGCGUCCAACAUUGGCUAUGAAUCGUUCGAAAAAAUCUCGAUUAUUAUACAGAAACGCUUGACUAAUGCGGGCAACUGGUUCCAGGUCGGUUCAGCGCUUGCUUUGUUAUUGCUGCAGAACGAUCUGACGUACCCGUUUGACCGGCUGGCGGGCAUUUACGUGCUGUACGAUAUCCGGCGCAAAGAGCAAACCGAAUCGCCCUUCUACCUGUUUCUGGCCCGGUUUCUGGAACCCAUCGGUGGUGUUGGUGUGCCGCCGGCCAACACCCGAAGGCACAUGGUUGAGCUAAAGUUUAUACAUCUGCUGCUGUCCAAUGGUGAUCCGGAGAUUGACAGAAAAACGCCACGAAUGUUUUGUCAGGCCGUGGCCGCCCUGCCCACCCCGAUCGGACCGGCGGAAAUUGCGUUUGUGAAGGCAAAGGUGACGGAGCGGUUAAAAGACUAUCCGCUUACUGUACGAUCGAACGUGAUGAAUGUAAUUCCGGCGAUACCGGUUCUACCCGGGCGGGAACCAGGGCUGGAAAACUAUACCGGGCCAGCCAUCGAAGAGCUCAUCAACGGCAUGCACCUUAACGCGAGCAAUCCCUUGACGAACGCGCUCGGCCCUUCGUUUCUGUCCGUAGCACCACCGCUGCUGACGUGCGAGGAUGAGCUGAUCUGGCUCGAUUUGGGCAGCCCGUCCUACCACAAGCCCGUCUACAAUAGCUGUAGCGACGCGGAACCAACACCGGACAAAUGUUUGCAAACGCUGCUCGAUCAAUCGUUCCGCCAGGCGCUAAGCAUUGCCGAUCAGCAAACGCUCGUCAACGAACUGGAGAAGGACACCCAACAGACGCACCUGUCGUGCGUUACACCGGAAAAGCUUCCUAACCUUAUCGAGUACAAUCCAACGAUCGCGAUCGAAAUUCUGAUGCGAUUGCUCAAAACGCGCCACAUCGAUGCUUACCUGGACGUAAUCGUUGAGAUGGAACUGUCGCUCCAUUCGAUGGAGGUGGUUAACCGGCUUACCACUUCCGUCGAUCUGCCCGUCCAUUUCGUGCAUCUGUACAUUGUGAACAGUAUCGGCACCUGUUCGACGAUCCGCGACAAGUACAUGCAGAACCGGCUGGUACGCUUGGUCUGCGUGUUUCUGCAGAGCUUGAUACGGAACAAAAUAAUCGACGUCAAGCAGCUGUACAUCGAGAUCGAAACAUUCUGUAUCGAAUUUAGCCGGAUACGGGAGGCGGCCGCAUUGUAUCGAUUGUUGAAACAGCUCGAACUGGACCAGGGUACGGUGGCUGGGAGCAGCUCCGGGACGGGGACGGCCGGUGGUGUACAGCAAUCGCCGAAGGAAUCUUAGACGGUUGGAUGAGCAGCGGCCACCUGAAGAAUCUAGGAAUGCAAUAAACACAUAAAUUAUAAUGCUUCAA